ACGAUCUAGAGCUAGCUGCGUGCGCAGGUUAGAGGGAAAGAACCGAGGGUAUAGAGUAGGCAACAGCAAUGUCUCAGCAGGGCGCACAGCUACAGGGCUACAACAACGAGCUCAUAAAAUGCAUCGAGGGACCUGAGUGCGAAGCGAGACGAGCUCCACAGGCAGAUCUUGCUGAGGAAGAGGAGAAGCAGCGAGUCCAGCACGACCUCCACAUCAUCACUGAGCGACUGGCGGCCAUCAACGAGAGCCUGGCCCGGAAGAUGCCAUCAGGAACGACUAUGACCGCACCAUCGCAGAGACGGAGGGCGCUUACAAAAAGAUUCUGGAGAGCUCCCAGUCACUGCUCCACGUGCUGAAGAGAGAGGGUACGACACUCAGAGACAAGGCUAGGGUUGACACUACUGCCUCCAAGCCAUCUUCUCUCCACAGAACUCAGUAGUGUCGACCUUCACUCCUGCACUCUCCACACACACAACAUAAUAAUUAAGUACACACUCACAUCCUGUCUUUGCUGUUGUCUCAAUGUCAUGAUUUUACUCUGUACAAAAAUUAUACAAAAUGAAUUGAUUCUCUGAGGCUACGUUGGUUGUCGUGAUGUCUGUCUUUCCAUGAAGCGAUGGUAUAUCAGAGUUCCACUAAGCACGUCUUCUAUUGCCAUGCCUGCAGUCAGAGAGAAAGCACAUUGUGCGGUAUGAUAAUUAGGGGAGGCCCCUGUUGUUCACUCUCUAACCCAGUGAUUUGAACAUGAGGAAUUUCUUGCCGCAAUCAGAAAGAGAGGGGAGAGGCUUAGCUCCCGAUAUUACUUCUCCAAUUUCUGCAAAUAUCUCUGCCUGCAGGAGACACAAUUCGGUCUCUGAGAAUUAGAGGGGCUUACCCCCGAUUGUAUGAUAUCUCCAGACUCCUUCAUUGCUGCAUCGCAACUGUCUACUGUCACUAGUGAAUUUAGCAUUACAUCAUCGUCUAAUUCUCUCCAGUCGGAGUGACACGCCCCCACAGCUGAAAUGUCAAGAGGUUGACUAGAUCCAAUAGAAUCCUGAGAGACAUACAUAUCACCACCGCUCCUGUCUUCAACCAUUCUCCACGAAUCAGUGGCUCCGUCGCCAAGGUUACCGCUACCACGACGUCGGCAUCUCUGAGUGCAUCGGGGAGAGACAGACUGACCUUUGCCCUCACCUCGUCGGCACAGCGCUGAGCACUGGCUGCACUUCGACCCCAGAUUCUCACCUAUAUACAAUCAAUCCUACAGCUAAAAUUUUUACUACUCCAAAUUUUUGGUACUCCACAAAAAUUUUACUACACCUCAGAGAAUGAGUGGUGGAUGCGAAGAGCCUCGGCAUG
Geodia barretti is the source of this 1338-nucleotide messenger RNA. The record is from the annotation of a GenBank genome assembly. Lineage: Eukaryota; Metazoa; Porifera; Demospongiae; Tetractinellida; Geodiidae.